AUGUGCACGACUUGCGAGGUCAAAGUGAACUCGCCUGCACCCGCGACCGUCGUGAGCGAAACCCGACGGGACAACAUCCGGGUCAAACUGCCAGAAUUCUCUGGGCACCCAUACGAAGACCCGGAGAAAUUCACACGGGCGUGCCAGGACCGCCUGGCCAGGUACGGCGUACCUAAGGAAGAGUGGACGGAACGCGUCACGGAGCAGCUUAGGGGGCCAGCAAUGGACUGGUGGUCCAUGACGGGCGAAUACGGCGUGGAACGGGAGGACUUUGCGCCACGCCUGGAAGCUCGGUUCAAUGCCGCCCGCGCAUGCGCCCAGUGCCAGCGCGCCCUGUUCUGCGAACCACAAAGAGCAGACGAGGACGUGGAGACCUUCAUCCGGUCCAAGGUGAGGCUACACCGACGUCUAGACGCCGGCGGGCCGGUCAACACGGCGCUUGACGUGACAGUAGAGCUAAUGAAGAGGGAGCUGCGCCUGCACCUGCGGGGGGCCGUGGACAGUGAGCUCGAGGACUUCGUCCAACUGGCGAAAGAAAUCGAGCAGGACCUACGCCUGUCACCGCGCCCGCGGGACACCGCAGCCCGCCGCCAAGGGGCAUCCCCAUCAUCCACGACGGCCCCAGAGGAUGCGUGGGCGGUAGUACCGUACGUGAACCUCCAUUCCCCUUCCGGCACCAUCCGCCGGGGGGGCGAGGUCAGGGAGAGAAGGGCCACAACGCAACCCGCCGUGCCCUCGGCCAACACCACCACACCGCGGGCCGCGCGCGCUAACCCGCGGGCCGAUGGACAGCGAGACCGGCCCCCACGGUGCCAUUACUGCAGGGAGGAGGCCUACCACUGGCACGAGCACCCGUCAACGUCCUGCACCAGGUCGUCCACGAGCGACGCCGCGUCACUGGCGCCCCCGACGUACCCGGCACAACCUGCAGGACCUGAACGGGCACCACCGCUGUGGCUGGGGCGAGCGGGAAACACCACGGACAAGCUGAUGCGGGUGCCCGUCCUGCUGAAUGGCCAGCCUGUCCACGCCCUGGUGGACACCGCGGCGAGCCACACCUACGUCGUGGCCCACUUGGUGCCCGAGGCGGACCUGGAGCAGCAGGAGGGAGGCGUCCAGCUGGCCACCUGGGGAGCUAGCGCGCUCAUGACGGGGCGCGCCCAGGUAAGGAUCGCCGUCAGGGAUAUGUGCAGUCGGACAACAGCCCUGGUGGUGCCGGAGCUGAGGGACGACCUGAUCCUGGGACUACCGUGGCUCGUACAGGAGGACGCCGCCAUCGACGUAGGUGAGGGUAGAAUUCACGUCGGGCGUCAGGGAAGGAGGACACUGUACAGUGUAAACCAGAGGGGGACAGUCCCGCCAACCCCCGCCAUCACCCUAGCGGACCUGCAGAAUGAGGUGCCCCCUGAGUACAGGAACAUGAUCAACGAGGUACUGGCCCAACAAGCGCAGGUGUUCGCCGCUGCGGACAUGCUGCGGCGGACCACAGUCACCCAACACACCAUCCCGACACGACCCCACGAGCCCCGCUUUGUCAAGCCCUUCGGUUUCGGACCAAGGGAGCGAGAGGCGAUUCAAACCCAGAUCGCGGAGAUGUUGCAGGAUGGGGUAAUCGAACCAAGUGAUUCGCCGUACAAUUGCUUGGUAGUGAUGGCCAAGAAGAAGGACGGCUCACUCCGGUUCUGCGUAAACUUCAAGCCCAUUAACGCAGUCACCAUCCUCACCCCUCCACCGAUCAUCAACAUCACGGAUGCCCUAGCCGGGUUGGGGGAAGCAGGAAUAUUCACCUCACUGGACCUCAAGUCAGGGUACUGGCAGGUACCUGUCUGCCCUGAGGACCGGCCGAAGACGGCCUUCACCGCGCCCGACGGCCGCAGACCAUGA
Bacillus rossius redtenbacheri is the source of this 1884-nucleotide messenger RNA. RefSeq lists its product as uncharacterized. The transcript has 3 exons. The coding region runs from base 1 to 1884 and encodes 627 amino acids. The record is from RefSeq and is a predicted model, not a curated record. NCBI's taxonomy places the organism in Eukaryota, Metazoa, Arthropoda, Insecta, Phasmatodea, Bacillidae.